Molecule: messenger RNA, 946 nt
Organism: Phlebotomus argentipes
Lineage: Eukaryota; Metazoa; Arthropoda; Insecta; Diptera; Psychodidae
Gene: Dph5
Product: diphthine methyl ester synthase
Exons: 2
Coding region: 101-913 (270 amino acids)
Biological process (GO): protein histidyl modification to diphthamide
Molecular function (GO): diphthine synthase activity
Source: RefSeq, a predicted model, not a curated record
CUGAGUGAAAUUCACCACUCUUUGCGACUCUCAUCUCCGCGUGGGCGAUUUGUUUUGAUACUGCAAUUUCCUCGUGUUUUCCCCAAUUAUCUCAGCAAAAAUGCUAUAUCUCAUCGGAUUGGGACUUGGCGAUGCUAAAGACAUCACUGUGAAAGGACUGGAGAUCGUGAGAAAGUGUGACAAAGUAUAUUUGGAGAAUUACACCUCAAUUCUCUCUUGUGGCAAGGAGAAGUUGGAAGAGUUCUAUGGCCGAGAGUUGAUCCUCGCUGACAGGGACACUGUUGAGAUGAGCGGGGAUGAGAUAAUCAGCAGUGCCAAGGAGGAAAAUGUGGCCAUGCUGGUUGUUGGAGAUCCUUUUGGGGCCACAACACACACAGAUUUCAUCCUGAGAGCGAAGGAAAGAAAUAUCCCUUGCCAAGUGAUUCACAACGCCUCCAUCAUGAAUGCUGUGGCGUGCUGUGGACUGCAGCUGUACUCCUUCGGAGAGACUGUCUCAAUUCCCUACUGGACAGACUCUUGGCGACCAGACAGUUUUUUCGAGAAGAUAUUGAAGAAUCGCCGAAUGGAACUCCACACUCUCUGCCUCCUGGACAUUCGCGUACACGAGCCCACAGUUGAGAGCCUGACAAAGAAGAAACGCGAAUACGAUCCUCCCAGAUUCAUGUCAGUCGCCGAAGCCUGUCAGCAAUUGCUGGACAUCGUGAAGGAGAAACCCGAUGAUGUUGCAGAGGAUUCACUCGUCGUGGGACUGGCCAGAGUUGGCCACGAGACUCAGGAGAUUUUCGUAAGCAGCCUCAAGGAGAUGGCAAGGAAAGAUCUCGGACCUCCGCUGCAUUCGCUCGUGAUCCCAGCUAAGAAUCUUCAUCCCCUAGAAUCGGAGUAUCUUCAGCAAUUCACCAGUAAAAAGCUCUGAAUACAAGUGUGGAAAACAUUCAUUUAAACUACU